AUGAAUUGGCAUAGAAAAAAAUUANUCUCUAAUCGUGAGCUCUGGUCUAUAUGGCCAUUCGAUAAAACAAUUCUACUUAAAGUUAUGAUUGAUGACAGAUCCCGUACAACAUGGUCUGGUUUGCAUAGUAUAAUUAAUGAUUUUCGUAAGACUAUUGGUUUAUCACCGUUACAUACUCGUCAAGCUGUUCGUUUAAUGCUGGAUGAACAUGUACCACAUACGUAUUGCUGGUCACCUUCACUUGUUCCUAAACCAGCUGAUUGGCCUUCACAUAUUGAUAUAUCUGGAUUUUUCUUUCUUGAUCUUGCAACAAAUUAUAAACCACCGGAUAAUCUUGUUCAGUUUCUUGAAUCGGGUGAUCUACCAAUUUAUAUUGGUUUUGGUUCAAUUACUGGUCAUGAUUCUGAACGAAUCUUACAAGCUGUACUUGAAGCUUUAGAAGCUACUGGAUAUCGAGCUUUACUUUCCGGGUUUGAUAUAGAUGUUGAUAAACUACCCGAUAAUGUUCUAAAAAUUGGCAAUUGCCCACAUGAUUGGCUUUUCAAACACGUGGCAGCUGUAUGUCAUCAUGGUGGUGCAGGAACAACUGCAGCUGGUCUUCUUGCUGGAAAGCCUACUAUUAUAGUACCAUUUUUUGGUGAUCAAUUCUUUUGGGGAUCAGUGAUAAGUAAAAGUGGCGCCGGUCCACCGCCAAUGCCAGGUAAAACUGUAACGGCAAAAGAAUUAGCUGCUGCAUUCACUUUUGUGCACGAUCCAAAAGUACAAUGUGCUGCUUUAAAAAUAAGUUCUGAUUUUCAGCAGGAACAUGGUUGUGAAACUGCUGUUCGAUCAUUUCAUGCAAAUUUACCGUCAAAUAAAAUGCAUAGUGAUCUUGAAUCAUCAUUUGGUGCAUGUUUUCGAUUAAAUGAUUAUUAUUUACAAAUUUCACGUCCAGUUGCUCAAGUACUUCUUGCUGCUGAAGCUAUUAAAGAAGAUCACUUAACAUUACAUGCUACUCAUAAUUGGCAUACAUUAAUGCACAACAAUCGCUUCGAAUCAUGUACUAGUGGUUUUAGACGAGCAAUAUCAAGAUUUGCAGUUUCAGCUCAUCUUUCAAAGCGAUCAAGGAGUACAAGUUAUUUAGAAAGAAACAGAUCGUUUAGUAGACUAAAUAUUUAUGAACAUGAUCUUAUAAGUGUAAGACGUUCUUUCAAAGAUAAUUUAUCAUUAUAUGGUGAAAUAAAAGAACAAACUGAAGAAAAACAUGAUGAAAAUUUGGAAUUAGCAGAGAAAGUUAAACAAGGCGUUCAUUAUGAUCUUCCUACUAUUGUUAAAAAAUCUUCUAUUCAUAAUCGUCCGCGUACUACUGUUGGUACAUUUUCAUCAUGUACUAUUAAUUCGUUACAUAGAAAUAAUUCUAAAUCACGAACAACUGAUCAUAUGUUACGAGAUUCACCUUAUCGGAAUCAGCAGACCCGAAACAUACGUAGUGUACAAACAAAUAAAAAAAAUCAAGGUCCACCAUUUUUAACCAAGCAGAAGUCUUUAUUACACUCAAAAGAUAAAAAUAAUAGUAAAUCACGAGAACAAAAAGCUGCAGAUAUGUCGGGUUUCUCAACUGAUACAUGUAGAAAAAUUUUAGCUGACUUUCAAGAAAUAAAAUCUGAUCAACAUCACUUCAAUGGCAAAUCAAAACAUCGAAUGGGAAUUUCAAUUCUACCUAUGCUAUAUCGACCACGUAGUCAUCCAAGAGUAAUUCAUUAA
Messenger RNA from Rotaria sp. Silwood2, 1743 nucleotides. The record is from the annotation of a GenBank genome assembly. Lineage: Eukaryota; Metazoa; Rotifera; Eurotatoria; Philodinida; Philodinidae.